ACGAAUUGAAUUUUGUGUCUGUUUUAUUCGUUAUACUGCUCUAAAAGCUUGUGUAGUUAGUUUAUUGUGAAAUGGAUUUGAAUGACGAUGAUAUAGAAUUAAGUGAAGACGAAGAAAUCACAGUAGAAACAGUGUUAAAGACAGUACAGUGCGCAUGGCAAAAUGAACGUUUAGCGCCAGAAAUUCUACCCCACCGCAAUGAUAUGGUAGAAUGCAUGUUGGGACAAAUACAGCACAUGGAAAGAAACAUCAACAAACUCCCGAAAACAGAUCUUCGUGCGUCUAUUCAUAAAAUGGAAUUAAGUAGAAUAAAAUUUGUAAUAUGUAAUUACUUAAAAACUAGGCUACAUAAGAUAGAGAAAUUUUGUAUUACUAUAGUUAAUGAAGAAAGACAACGAAUAGAAUCAGGUACUAACUAUCUUACACCAGCUGAGUUCAAAUACGCCCAGGAGUAUUUAUUGAACAUGGAGACUCAUUUAAAGAAAGUUGUUUUGAAUAAAGUGCCUGGUAACAUGCAGUCGCUGGAACUGAGCAAAUUAGCAGUAUACCCUAACUUGCACAGUCAUGUGUUCUUGAAGGCGAAUGACACUGUCACUGGAGUAGUCUUAGAGGACCAGCCCGGAGACCAAGAUGAAGAGAUUGACUUGGAGGAUGGGUCACAACACAUCCUGCAGUACAAACCAAUUGCUGAACUAGUCAAAAAUGGAAAGGUUCAGUUAGUGUGAGAGGAAGCAUGAUACUGUUCAGAAACCAGUAAUAAGUGGUUCUGUGAAAUGCAGGCUUGAGGUCAAGCUUGUUAGAUAACAUAGGCCAUAUUGUCAUCACAAUGAUACAUCCAGUGUUUUUAAGAAUAACAAUUAUUCACAUAGGUUUUGUAUAUACACCUAUUGAACAACAAUUUGGUAUACAUGUAAAUAAUAAGAGUGUGUGAAAUGUAAUUGUAUGUAAUAUAUUUCAUUGUGUCUCCUAUACUAGUAGUCAAUCUGUGUAAAGAAUGUCCUAUAAUAUUUAUUUAUUUAUACUAUGUAUGUAUUGGCUGCUUGUAAACAUUUUGAGAGUUACCAUAAAUAUGGUCUCUUCUGCCAUGCUAGUACCUAUAUAGUAAAAGACUGUAGCUAACAAUGCCUAUUAUAUCAUCAUCUGUCUGUCUACAACUCAAGAUUUCUGCUAUAAACCUGUCUAUACUUAUCUGCUAUUCUAGUCUGCUUGGUUUAAUAUUAAAAACAAUCAAAUUUUAGAAUCUGUAAUAUAAACAAAAUAAAACAAGAGUUAUAGCUUUAAUCAUUUUGAGUUAACGCAACCCUAUCUUUGGUUACUUACCAUAAUCAGAUGAGAUAUACAAGUAAAAUCAAAAUAAUUUUAACAAACAAUUAAUUUUAAUCUUUUAAUCAAAUUAUUGUAUUUCUUGAUUUUGAACAAUAAGCUAAUUAAUAAAGUUAACAAUGUUGUUUUAAAUUUGUAAUACUGAAUUUUAGAAACUGAUGUUAUUUUAAAAUGUAAUACAUACUAAAAUAAAUAAAUAAAAUAAAAAUACGUUUAUUACCAUAACACAAAAAGAGUACAGCAAUGGAAUAAAAAAGUAAGCAAAAUAAGAGCUAAGUACAUGUUUUUUAUUCGUGCUUGGUAAAAGGAUUCAGGUCUCAACAUGUGCUAGGUUAUAAUACCCAGCGUUGAUUUUCAGACUGAUCCUUAUUCCGUUGCCAGGGUGAACAUCAUUAGUAACAAUAAUUACGAGUUUUAUUUAUAAUGUAUAUCUCUAUGCCAAAUAAAUAUUUUCUAUUCUAUUGUAUUCCAAAUCUAGAGUUGCAGAAGAAAAAAAAAAUCGUUGUGAGGGGCGGUUCGCGCAAUUGUGUGUGCGUGCAUGUGUGUGUGUGUGUGUGUGUGUGUGUGUGUGUGUGUGUGUGUGUGUGUGUGUGUGUGUCUGUUUGUGUGUG
This is a messenger RNA of Leguminivora glycinivorella, 1934 nucleotides long. It is a transcript of the gene Sld5, whose product is annotated as DNA replication complex GINS protein SLD5. Lineage: Eukaryota; Metazoa; Arthropoda; Insecta; Lepidoptera; Tortricidae. Gene Ontology annotation, cellular component: GINS complex. Bases 72 to 725 code for a protein of 217 amino acids. Gene Ontology annotation, biological process: double-strand break repair via break-induced replication; DNA-templated DNA replication. The transcript is spliced from 2 exons. The record is from RefSeq and is a predicted model, not a curated record.